AUGUCAGAAGCUGCGACGAACUACGAUUCAAAUAACAGUGAUGCUGGCCCACCUCAGCUGGCUGUUGGUCUUCCAUCCAUAAAAGAUGUUACAACAACAUUGAAACAGCCAGAUCUACCCGUUGAUAUUCUUUUAGUAACCGUUAAGUACUGCGAGUUCUUAGCUUGUUACAAUGAGCUAAAAGAUCCCUUUAGAUAUCAUUUUGAUGGUCUUGGUUACGUUUACUUCGCGGAAGUUGGCGGAAGUCAGCCAGGGCGAGUGAAAGUAGCACUAAUAAAGUGUCAUGAAGGUUCUACCGGUCCGGGUGGCUCUCUGACUGUCGUUAGGAAUGCUUCUCCUAUUCUACGACCCAAGGCCGUGAUAUCUGUUGGAGCAUGCAGUGGUCUCAACCCUGACAAAACCAAGUUAGGUGACGUUGUUGUAUCAGCCAAACUAACAACAUAUGCAUCCAAAGUAGUGACAAGCGACCAAGAGCAGUGGGCUGGUAUUAGCAGUUACGUGAGCAGACGGUUUCUUAACAUUAUCACGAAUUGCGCUGAUGGGUGGCAACCACCGUUGAAGAACCCAGAAGAUCGCUGCAUCAACGUUCAUAACAAUGGCGAGUUCUUAAGUGGUCCCGAGCAGAUCAGAGCAGAAUGGAGGCGAAAAGAACUUCUAGACCGUCAUCCCCUCGCAACAGGUGUAGAGAUGGAGGGAGAAGGUGAGUGCAUGUCACUUUUAAAAGCGCCUCAAGCGUACGCCAUGCACAAGACCCCAAGGUCAUGCAGGUAGCUAUAAUUCGACCAUAUCUUCGCCGUUGUCCCCACCAAAGAAUGGUGUAAAGUCAUGGCUUAGUUUGCUUCAUUUUCGUUGCUUUGCGUUCUUGUCACGUGUGCUUUUUGGCUUCGUUCAUUGACAUAGCUGUAAACCUAGAAAUUUAAAGAGAGAAGAAAUAUCAUAGUUAUAGUGAAUAUCUCCUUGGCAAUUACUUUAGAUAUUAGUUGGCGGUUGUUUUGGAUCAUAACGUGAAAAUAGGUCACCUGCUUACACAGAAAGCAAUAACUGAUUUAACCUGUCCUUUAUCUACUACAUAUAUUUUUAUAUAUACAUGUUCGUUUACGUAACUUCCUCAAGUCUAAAGCCCUGUCUACACAAAAACAUUUUUGAAACAAUCGGUUUUCUUUACGCGCUAUAAUAUCGUUUCCAGGCGCCCCCCCCCCCCCCCCCCCCCCCCCCCCCCCCCCCCCCCACCACCCCCCUACACCACCCCUUCUUUUUUUUCCUUUCUCUUUUUUUCUUCUUUUUUUUAUCUUUUUUUUUUUUUUUAUUUUUUAACUUUUUAUUCUAUCUUAUCACAUUUAAUUUUAUUUAUUUUUAUACUUUACUAUAUAGUUUUAUUCUCUUGCUCUUCAAUCGUUUCUGUAACCUACGAAAAUGAAAGGAUUUCAAUAAAAAACAGCUUACCUUACUUAAAAUGUGUGUUACGUCUCUCCUGUGUGGUCCACGGGCCGAUUAUGGUCGUUUUAUGGCUUUUUAUGUAAACGGUUUUCUCUCUAUAUAAAGUUUUAUGUUCAAAAAACAUUUUAAAAACGCUCACUCCGAAUUUUAUGAACAAUUUUCACUAUGGAAACGCAUGUUUCCCAUACAAAGCCUUGGAGUAGAAUGCAAAGUUUGUCUGAGUCACGCGGGGGUCUAAGGUGACAAAACCUAUUUUUAGUAAUAGUGGAAAGCGCUAUCCACAGAGUUUAAACUCUAAACAAGUACAAAACUUCUUCAUUCAUCGUCAAUUCAUCAUUUGAUUGCAAUGGAACCUCAUUUUAAGUCUGGUUUGUUUAGCUACGCGAUCGUUUGUUUCAGUUUUGUUAGCAAAGACCGAUAAAAUCCCCAAACAUUUAACAUUGAAAUUUGUUUUAAUUCCGAUGACCAUGACUUCUCCCAUGACGCCGUUACUUACGUUCUGUGAUUCCAAAAGGUGGCUGAGGAGACCAAUCCCAGCAUGAAGGUGUAUGCCACAUGUGAAGCACAUGUCAAAUUCUUGGAGUGACGAAACUGGAAUUUAAAGUGAUUUACAUACCUCUGGUCUGAAAUAGAGCUAACUAAAAGACCUUCCCUCUGCUGGAAACAAAUCAAGCAAAAUACUUUUGGCAAAAUAGGAAAAUAAAAAAACUAAUAAACAAAAUACGAUCUAUUUCUGAAUACAAAUAUCCCCACAAUGUUGGGCCACGGUCGGUUGUCGGCUAACGGGUGAGUUUAAAGUCAGUAGUUGUUUUUUUUUUUUUCUUGUUUCGUCGGUAGUCAGUUAAUUUUUUGCCGUUUGUCGCUAGUCGUUUAACGACCUCGUUUAACCCCAUUCAGAUCAUCACGUUAGCUUGGCAAAGUAACAGAAGUGAAGACGAUUUAUUUCUGGGUUAAUUAUUUAAAUCAGUUGACUUCACUGAACCCUAACGCGAGAAAUACUAGGUUCUUGUUCUUUUAGUUUGACGUUCAACUUGUGUUGUAAUGAGCACUGACUAAAUCUCACAUUGCUUUCGACUGAAAAAAGUAAUUUAUCACGAGAUUUUUUAUAUUUCAAGAUUUUCCCGUCUGCUUCAGAGGCUACGAGACUUAGUGUCAACACACUAUUGUUGACUCAUACCUUCGGAACGCGUUCAAACCUGAAUGUAGUUGGUAUAGGUAAUAGCAUGAUUUGUAGUGAUAUUUGGCAUAAAUACCACGAGUGAUAUUUCGAAUUUGUUAUACGUAAUAAGGCGAGUGAAAUUUGUGACAAUUUGGAAAAAUCACGAGUGGUAUUUAUGCCAAAUAUCACGUACAAAUUAUGCUAUUAUUUGUUUACACUACUACCCGCAAAAGGUUUGUAAUUUUCACAUGUAGGUAUUUCAAAUUAAGCUGAAAUACCACUGCUCUAAGCCAAUCAAAUUGCAGAAAUUUCUCAUAAAAUGCUGUAAUAUGCUAUUUCAUUUCCUAUUACAUGUUUCUUGCCUUGCGGAAAUAAUAUUAUAUAUUUUUGGAUCGAAUGACAAGACACUUCCGCGAUCCGUUAAAAUGUUUAUUUAUAUCCUCGUGAUCUGGAAAACUUCGGCGACCGCCUGUCUACGUCACAUAGCAGACAUACACUUGGCGAAAUUUUCGCGCGAAAAAAAAGAGUCAAACAAGAGUCAUACAUGUAAUCGGUAAAAUAAAUGGGAACAUUAUUUGAUUUGUCUGUGGUGUCUCAGUCUGAUUUGGUAUCGCCUGAAUAGGUCCGACAUAGACAGCUUUCAAUCGCAACGCAGACCUUUACGACAGCAAAUCAGGCUUCACCAAAAAAAAAAGAAUUUAGUCAGCUGCAUUAAAAAGUGGCUAUUUUCUGAAUAAACGGCAGUACAACGUCAAUAGGAGCGUGAAACGCAAUUUUUUUUUCAACUGAGUUUAUAGAAACAAUUUCAUCAUCAUCAUCAUCAUCAUCAUUCAUCGGUCGACCGAAGAGCAGUCGACUGUAAGUCGUCUCCAACUGGCUCGGUCUUGGGUAGCGCGCACGAUGUCACUCUCUUAGAAAUGCUUAUUGGGGUCGGUACAUUCCUGUACUUAACGAAAAGGGACUUCUGAGGUCUCCCUGGGGGUUUUCUCCCGUGGGAGGGCUUAUACAACGUGUAGAUUUUGGUGGGUUUUACCUGAACGUAAAAGAGAUUGUAAGUUUGAUAUUUCGAACGCCAGCCCUUUGUCAGAGCAAAUCGAGGUACUGUUGUCUGGUUUAUCCCAUAUAUAGACUGGUGGACUAGUAGCACCCUGUUGGUGGCGGUAUGGAAAAAUAAAAUAACAGGAAUAAAAAAAGCGUAGGAAAAAUAUCCACUGAAAAAAGUUGCCGUCAAAAAAGCAAAACAAAAAAGGCACGAAAUUCAUAACUUAUCCCACUUUCUGUCCUUUGGUUGUUGAAAUCUUUUGAUGUAAUAUAUCCUAAAUGUGCUCCAUAUUUCAGGUGUUUUAACAGCUACAUAUGAUACUCAACUCGAGUGGCUCAUUGUUAAAGGGAUAGCUGAUUUUGCAGAUGGUGAGCAAGUAAAUGCAGGAAGUUGGAUUGCCUAUGCUAGUGCGAUGGCGGCAUCUCUGGUCUCACACAUAUUAAGUGAUCCUGGUGUUUUCCGCUUUUGGCCUCAUUAUUCAGGUAUAAAUUUUUGUCAGUUUAGUGGGUUACGAUAAUAAAGCUAGAGGUAACAGGCGAAAUUUGCCGUCAGUGAAAGGAGCCGUGAUUCCUCUGAGUGAGAAAGCGAAGAAGCUCAUCUCCUGAGAUCAAAAGGCGCGUCAAUAUUUUUCCCCGAUAUUCCACUUUCAUUAAGAGUUAGAAAGAAGCACUUGUGAGGAUUGUUGUUGUUUCCUUAACUUUCAGUCACUCAACUUUCAGAACUCAGUUUUUACUCUAGCACUUCAGUGGAGAGUUAAAGAAACUUUAAACUGAGAAAAUGUUGAUCGUCGGCGUGUAUGUUUCUGGUAGAAAACCGAGAUUGUACAUUCUUUUCGUAGCUAUAAAUAAUGCGUAUUUACUAAGAAGUACGUUACAAAAAGCUAAUGAUGUCUUUGCCUGGAUGUUUUAGUGGAUGAUCCCUUUGGGGCUCAGCUUGAGAGCGGUAGGAAGCGGAAGCUUACUGAGCACCACAUUGCUGGUAAUAUAUUAACAAUAAUUUUUAAAAUGUUAUUGUUUAUAACCCUGACCUACUUUAUCUGUUCCGCUCUCUGCUUCACUUUCGUUUUAGAACGCAAUGAGUCGAAAUGAGCAAAAAAUUUAACAUGAGACGCGUAUAGCCCCUCAAAUACACCUCACAGAGUUGCUUGAAAUCAGUCCAUACUUUAGCCUAGAAUCACAAAAUCAAAUGAAGAUAAUGAGGUAGUAAAUCCGCCCCAAUCAGAAUCAAAUAUGUUGUGUCUCUAGCUAUUACAAUUAACGUUAAAGUUGGAAAGCCUUUCCGCCUAGACCGUGAAUCAAUUUUGGUAAUUCCACAUAAAAAUUUACCAAACACAACCAAGGAGGUAGCCGUUUGCGACGUUUUAUACCAUUCUAUGUUAUUGUAAGCCGCGAAGUUAUGACCGAAUUACAAAGGAUUUAGAGCUACCCACAUGACCUUACGAACUUGUAAGAUAGGCUUGAGGCCUUUAAAUACGACAAGUGAACGUUAACUGAAAUAGAUGUAUGUGAAGUAGCCCGCGUCUCAACCAACUGUUUUCUUCACCAGGUGCUUUGUGUGAUGAUCAGAGCUCAACACAAACCAAAAGGGGAAUGUUUACACCCCACACAUCUCAGCAAACUGAAUCCACAACCCAGCAGCAUCUUGCAGGUAUCUCUAACCAUGCAUUGAAUUGUGUCACUUAAUAAUAUAUGAUCAGCUAAUGGUUCGUAUUACAGUACAUGCAAAAAAUGAUUGCUUACAAUUGUGCCACGGGGCAAAGUUUUUACCUUUAAUAAAGCUUAUGCAAUUUGAGGAGUGGUUAAUUUUUAUAAAGAAAAAGAUACUGUCUUGUCCCUAAUUAGUUGUGAAAACUAAAUACAUUCACACAUUAAUAAAGCUUUUUCUUACCUACUUUUACUUAGUUUGGAAUCCUAAGGUACGGUAAACCUGGCAGCAAAAAAACGCACAACCGUGUUGUUUUAAAAAAAUUACUGCAAAACGAGUUGAAUUCGAGCUCAAACUUGUCUUGCAACAAAUCAGGUUGUUGCAGCUUUGCGAAGUGUUGAGGCAGAAAAUGGACAGUACUUCUACUUUUUGCAACAAAAUCUGUACAAGGUGCGCAAGAUUGCGCAACGCAACUCAAAAGGGAAAUGUUUUCUGCCAGUAUAUCUCAGCUAGCUGAAUCCAGAAGCCAGCAGCAUUUUGUAGGUUUCUCUCUCUAAAGCUCCAAAAGGUCACGGAAUUUUAAACAUGUUUGGGUGGUGGAGAGCAAAUUCUUCGAUCCCUCACCAUACUAAAAUUUUGGCGAGUUUGUGGAUGGGACUACUGGGACUAUUAACUUCGCUCCGGUUCUGUCAGCUACUGAAAACGUCAGGUGCUGCUGUUUUAUCCUCUAGGAAAAAACUCAGAAAAACCUUAUGGGGGGAGGGGGGGGCACCCCCCCCCCCCCCCCCCUUGUACGUCCGAGGAUUACAAACCUAAUGGGAGGUGGCAUUCAAUCCGCUCCCUCCCCCCCUUGUACGUCCGAGGGUGAAGCUUGAAAAGUCUACCAAUUUUAAGGCGCUCUUUCCAGCAGUACCGAUGGAUCUUUGCUUACUGGUCUUAAAACAAAACUCAGUAAAAAAAAACUUCGAAGGGUCGAAUUUAAAGUCCAUACUUUUAAAAGGACUCAAAGGCUCACGUUGGUUUAUGUAAGUCUAUGUUAUCUUUACCUAAUUAAUGCCCCCUCUAAGACCCGGUUCAGACGCUGAACUUUUCAUAGGCCGAACCUAAUUCGAAUUAAAGCCGUCCCUUUUAGACCGGCGGUAUUGAUUCAGACGCCGAUCUUAAUUCAAGCCGAACUAAAUUCAAUAGAAGAAAAUGCUCAUUUUGGCCAAACUAGUUUGCAAAAUACGUUAUCAUAAUUUAUACAUUAGGUUCGGUGAAUGAAAAUUUCGGCGUCUGAAUCAAAGCCGUUUCAAAGUCGUACCACAGUCGAAAUUUCCGGCCGGGCUAGGCGCAAAGAACGGCUGAGCCGUUCCAAGUUGAAAUCGGGCGUUCUUACUUGAUUGAGACGCCGAACUUUUCAUGUACUUAAUUCAAUGUAUUAAGUUCGGCUCAUGAAAAGAUCGGUGUCUGAACUGGGCCUAAUGAGGAUUCUUUGGAUAUCUCCCCACCCCCCCCCCCCCACUAAACAACCUCUCCAUACCUCUUUUAUAUCCUCCCCUUUCUUCAAAAAAACUCAACACAAACCAAGAUCCACAAAUCGCGAAGAUAGCAGAAGAAAUGGUGAUUGUGACCGGGGGGUUUUAUUUAGAUGUGGACCCCAAAUUUUUUUUUUUUUUUAUUUAUUUUUUUACGUUGGGGCCAUGAAAAAGUGGGGGUCUGAAAGGGGCCUAAUGGAGUUUCUAUGGAAUACCCCCCCCCCCCCCCCCUCCAAGAAAAGUAUUCCAUAUCGAUCUUUAACUCGCGCUCGUUAGUUUUGAAAAAACAAAAGCACAAAAGCGUAUCGAUCGUAUGAAACGUACAGAGCAAGUGCUUAAGUGGGCGGCCUUUAUGACAGUGUAAUGAUACCAAAUCGAUCCUAUUUAUAGAAUUCUGUCUUUUCCAGGGGUAGGAAGCAUCAUAGAAAGGAUUCGUCAGCUUUACAAACGUCGUGAAGGACGGCUGGGACCAUUUCCGUGGUGUGAUGACCUUAAUUUUAACCUGAAUGAAAUUUUCACCCGACUGAAGAUCGUAAAGAAAGAGAAAACACGAGGAACAUUGACCGAUGAUGAAAUCACCAACAUGACUGCUAUCUUUAGACCCCACCCUGAUUGCCAGAAACCACGGAUUCUUUUGAUUGAAGGGGAACCUGGCAUGGGAAAAACCACCUACUCGCAAAAACUGGCGUUUGACUGGGCAAAUGAACAAGAUGAAUGGGACGCAUCUUUUCCAUCGAUUGAAGUGCUGCUCUUGCUUCGAUGCAAUGAUAUCAAAUCUGGCAUCUGGGAAGCUAUUGACGAUCAACUUCUUCCUGAUGAUAUUGACAAACAGGCUAAAGGUAAUUUUUUUAAAUACAUCCAGGAAAAUCAGGCCAAAGUUCUGCUACUACUUGAUGGUUUGGAUGAAGCAGAUUCCGGUAAACUAGACAUGUACUACUUGCUCGUUCAGAGUAAACUCCUCGCCUCUUGUCACAGUGUCAUUACUUCUCGUCAUGAGGUUGGAAAGAAAGUAAGGCCAUACUGUGACACCCUGUGGGAGAUUGUAGGAUUUACUAAAGAGGAUGCGGAAAAUUUUAUCAGAAAGUAUUUUAAAGACAAAGGACAUUUGGCUGAGAAGCUGAUAAAACGAUUGAUAUCUUCACGGCACGAUGAUGAUGAUGAUGAUGAUGAUGAUGAUGAUGGUGGUGGUGGUGGUGGUGGUACUAUAGAUCCACUUAAAACGUUAGGCGAUUUAACUAAAAAUCCACUUAACACAGCUUUACUCUGUUGUCUUUUCGAGGAUUUUAAAGGCGUUCUUCCAGCUAGCAGAACUCAACUGUACGUUGAAAUUGUUCUUUUUGUUUUAAGAAGGUAUGAAGAAAAAAACGGACUUGAAAGCAGCAGUGAAGACUUGAUUUCAGUUUAUAGGAAAGAACUUUUGCUUUUGGGACGCUUCGCGUUCGAGUCCCUCCUUAAAGGGGAGGUACACUUUGAAAAAAAGGAAGAGAUCGUCAAGUCUAUCAAUUUUGGAUUCUUUUCGUUUCAGAAAGGUGGCACCAAGCGCAAACCAUGCACACGUUGUGCAUUUUUACACAAAAGCUUUCAAGAGUUUUUUGCUGGAUUUUAUCUUGCGUUUCAGAUUAUUAACAAAGAGAUUGACUGUGCCUCAGUUGUAGCCGAUGAACAAUAUACGGUUAAACUAAGAGAGGCGUUUUUGUUCAUGAGUGGAUACAUAGCUUCACAAAGCCAAGAAACUGCAGUAACAUUGGCUGCUAGUUUAGCGAGUCUUAUCAAUCUCGUUCCCUGUCCAUACGGCAUCUCCAGAUUCAGUGGCAAUUUUUACGCAAGUUUAACUUGUAAUUGGCUAUCGGAAUGUUUAAGCUCCGAGGAAAGCCUUGAAACGCACUUAGUUUUUACUAUAGGUAAUCACCUUAACCUGUCUUUCCUGACUAAAGUUGAUUUAUCUUCAAGUCAGAUAAAUAAUGGUUUUGCUGCAGCAAUUUCGCAGGCCCUCACAGUAAACUUCACCCUGAAUUAUCUGGAUUUGAAGAUCAACAGUAUUGGCGACGCCGGUGCUUCUAGACUUUCCCAGGCCCUCACAGUAAACUCCACCCUGAAUUAUCUGGAUUUGGGGCAUAACAGUAUUGGUGACGCUGGUGCUUCUGGUCUUUCCCAGGCCCUCGCAGUUAACUCCUCCCUGACUUAUUUGAACUUGAAUUAUAACAGCAUUAGUGACGCUGGUGCUUCUGGUCUUUCCCAGGCCCUCACAGUAAACUCGACCCUGAGUCAUCUGGUUUUGGGGGGAAACAGUAUCGGUGACAACGGUGCUUGUAGACUUUCCCAGGCCCUCACAGUAAACUCCACCCUGAAUUAUCUGGUUUUGGGGUUAAACAGUAUUGGUGGCGCUGGUGCUUCUGGUCUUUCCCAGGCCCUCGCAGUUAACUCCUCCCUGACUUAUUUGAACUUGAAUAAUAACAGCAUUAGUGACGCUGGUGCUUCUGGUCUUUCCCAGGCCCUCACAGUAAACUCGACCCUGAGUCAUCUGGUUUUGGGGGGAAACAGUAUCGGUGACAACGGUGCUUGUAGACUUUCCCAGGCUCUCAAAUCAAACUCCUCCCUCACUUGUUUGGAUUUGUGUAGCAACAAUAUUGAUGACGCUGGUGCUAUUUGUUUUUCUCAGGCUCUGGCAAUAAACUCGUCCUUGACUACUUUGAAUUUAAGUGGUAAUGAUAUUGGCGACAAUGGUGCUUCUUGUCUUUCCCAGGCCCUCACAGUAAACUCCACCCUGAAUUAUCUGUAUUUGGGGCAUAACAGUAUUGGCGACGCUGGUGCUUCUUGUCUUUGUGAGGCCCUCAAAGUAAACUCUUCCCUUACUCACUUGGAUUUAAAUCAAAACACAAAUAUUGGCAAGGCUAGUGCUUUUUAUCUUUCCCAGGCUCUCACAGAAAACUCCUCCCUGACCAACUUGAACUUGUCGUUUAACGACAACGUUGGUGACGCGGGAGCUUCUUUUCUUUGUAAAGCUCUCAGAGUAAACUCCUCCCUGACUAAGUUACGUUUGUGUAAAAAUAACAUUAGCGACGCCGGUGCUUCUAGUCUCUCCCAAGCCCUCACAGUAAACUCCUCCCUGAGUUGUUUGGAUUUGCAUGGAAACAGUAUUGGCGACGAUGGUGCUUUUGGGCUUUCACAGGCUCUGAGGGCAAACUCUUCCCUGACUUGGUUGAAUUUGGAUUCGAACUUUAUCGGCGUCGCUGGUGCUUCGUGUCUUUCGCAGGCUCUCGCAGUAAACUCCUCCCUGACUUAUUUGCACUUGAAUCAUAACAGAAUUGGUGACGCUGGUGCUUCUUGUCUUUCCCAGGCCCUCAAAGUUAACUCCUCCCUGACUGAUUUGGCAUUGUGUGGUAACAGCAUUGGUGACGCCGGUGCUUCUGCUCUUUCUCAGGCCCUCGCAGUAAAUUCCUCUCUGAGUGACUUGAACUUAAAUGGUAACAGUAUCGGUGACGCUGGUGCUUUUUGUCUCUCCCAGGCCCUCACAGAAAAUUCCUCCCUGACUUGUUUGCGUUUGCAGUGUCUUAACUGUUUUGGUGACGCUGUGGUGGAUUCUUUAAAUAAGGCCUCUAAGCCUAAUACAAAAGUCUUGUGCUUAUAA
This is a messenger RNA of Porites evermanni, 10427 nucleotides long. The record is from the annotation of a GenBank genome assembly. NCBI's taxonomy places the organism in Eukaryota, Metazoa, Cnidaria, Anthozoa, Scleractinia, Poritidae.